CCCGAAGCACAGCUAAGAACUUCACGAUGGGCCAGGUGACCUCCAGGUUGCGUCGCCCAGCCGGUGUCCCGCGGGUGCACUUCUCCACAGACGAGGGGCCGCCGCGUUACUCCUCCCACCACUUCGACGGGAGGAGCCCCAGACACGGAGACCCGCCCACCAUCACCGUGUCUGAGAUCGACGCGAGUAGUCUGUCUGAGAGGAGAGGCUCGAGGAUGGAGUUGAGGAGAGCUUCGUUCUACAGCACCAUGGACCUGGCUCCUCAGCUGGAGCACUACGCCAGCUCCCUGCCCCGACAGCAGACACGCAGCCGGCCCAGUCUGGAGGCCCUGCGCAAGGCCUAUGAGGAUGGAGAGCUGGGCAUAGAGGCUGCAGGGGCCCAGGCGGACGUGGACAGUUUACCCCCUCCUCCAGACGAAGAGGCAGCUGACGGCAGCAAAGAGAACGCCCCAGUGAGAUUUGGGUGGAUCAUUGGAGUCAUGGUCCGGUGCAUGCUGAACAUUUGGGGAGUGAUCCUGUUUCUCCGCUUGUCUUGGAUCACCUCUCAGGCAGGAAUCGUGUUGGUGUGGGUGAUCAUCCUGAUGUCUUCUGCUGUAACCACGGUAACGGCGCUGUCUGUCUCUGCUAUCGCCACCAACGGGCGGGUCAUCUCCGGCGGGGCGUACUUCAUGAUCUCGCGCUCCUUGGGCCCUGAGAUCGGAGGACCCAUCGGGAUGGUCUUCUCCUUUGCCAACGCUUUGGCCUGUGCCCUCAACACUGUGGGGUUUGCAGAGGUAGUCCGAGAUCUGCUCAAGGACUUUGACGCACAGAUGGUGGACGAUGUGAAUGACGUGCGCAUCAUUGGAGUCAUCACAGUGACGGUUCUUCUGCUCAUCUCUCUGGCAGGAAUGGAGUGGGAGUCUAAGGCCCAGAUUUUGUUCUUCAUUGUUUUGUUAGUGUCUUUUGCAAACUACUUCGUGGGCACAUUCAUCCCUGCGCCCAAAGAGAAACAAGCUGUGGGAAUCUUCAGUUAUCAAGCGGACAUCUUUGUGACAAACCUAAUGCCAGAUUGGAGAGGACCAGACGGCAACUUCUUCCAAAUGUUUGCCAUUUUUUUCCCAUCAGCCACUGGGAUUCUGUCUGGAGUCAACAUCUGUGGAGAUCUUAAGGAUCCUAUGUCUGCUAUUCCCAAAGGCACUCUGAUGGCCAUCUUCUGGACUACGUUGAGCUAUCUGGCCAUUGCACUGACUUCAGCUGCCACCACAGUGCGCGAUGCCUCUGGGAACUUGACUGAUUUCAUGACUGGAAACAGCACAGAGGGGUGUGUGGGUCUGGCCUGUAAAUACGGCUGGAACUUCACUGAGUGCAUAGUGUCCCAGACCUGUGAAUACGGACUGGCCAACAGCGUCAAGUUACUGGGGCAGCUUUCCGGAUUCUAUUACCUGAUCACCGCUGGAGUCUUUGCCGCCAGUCUCUCCUCUGCUCUCGGCUUUCUGGUCUCUGCUCCCAAAGUGUUUCAGUGUCUCUGCAAGGACAACAUUUACCCGUACAUUGGAUUUUUUGCUAAAGGAUACGGCAAAAACAACGAGCCCCUUAGAGCCUAUUUACUCUGUUUCAUCAUUUCUAUUGCAUUCAUUUUAAUCGCUGAGCUCAACAUCAUCGCUGCUCUGAUCUCAAACUUCUUCCUCUGCUCCUACGGCCUCAUCAACUUCAGUUGUUUCCACGCGUCAAUCACAAACUCCCCAGGUUGGCGGCCGGCGUUUCAUUACUACAGUAAAUGGACUGCGUUGUUUGGAGCAGUGAUCUCCAUCGUGCUCAUGUUUCUGUUCACCUGGUGGGCUGCCCUCGUCACAUUUGGGAUCAUCUUUUUCCUCUUUGGUUACGUCAACUACACCAAGCCCAAGGUAAACUGGGGCUCGUCAGUUCAGGCCGGUACAUACAACAUGGCUCUCUCGUACUCGGUCUCUUUAUCUGGUGUAGAAGACCACGUCAAGAACUUCAGGCCUCAGUGCAUGGUGCUAACUGGACCUCCAAACCAGAGACCUGCUCUUGUGGACUUUGUUGGUUCAUUUACAAAGCACGUCAGCCUUAUGAUCUGUGGAGAUAUCAUUAUGGAGCAGGACAGAAAGCAUCGCGCCCCUAAUGCCACAGACUGGUUGGUUAAGUGGAUGAACCAGAGGAAAGUGCGCUCGUUUUACACACCUUUCAGCAGUGACAGUCUCAGAGCGGGGGCUAGAUACUUGUUGCAGGCGUCUGGACUUGGAAAGCUAAAGCCGAACACUCUAGUACUCGGAUUCAAAGCCAACUGGAGGGAAAGUUCUCCAGAAAGUAUUGAAGAUUAUAUCACCACAAUUUAUGAUACUUUUGACUCCAAUUAUUGUCUGUGCAUCUUAAGAAUGAUGGAUGGGCAGGAUGUCUUGGACCAGUUUGACUCUGAAGUGAAUUCGGGCUUUGAACCUGAUGAACCCACUGAAAACGACGACCAACAAUCUCCAGAAAGAGAUUCAGCGGACGACGUCUCUGAUAAAGGCAGCAGAGAUCAGGUCAAAACCGUGUUCCAGAACGACCAGGGGAAGAAGACCAUAGACGUGUACUGGAUCGCUGACGAUGGAGGUCUGACUCUCCUGGUGCCGUAUCUGCUGACGAGGAGGAAGAGAUGGCGUCGCAGUAAAGUCAGAGUCUUCAUCGUGGGAGACGAACAGAACAUGGAGGACGGACGUAAUGAGAUGUUGGCUCUGUUGAAGCGGUUUCGUCUGGAUUUCAAUGAUGUUAUAGUCAUGACGGACAGCGAGAAGCGCCCGCAAACAAAAAAUCUGAACAGGUUUGUGGAGUCCGUCGCCCCCUUCAGGUUGUAUGAUGAACAGCAGGAUGGUGUGUCUCUGCAGGGCCUGAGGCAAGACUACCCAUGGAAAAUAUCAGACAAGGAGUUUGAGGCUUUCAAACUUAAGUCUGAAAGAAAAGUUCGAUUGAAUGAAAUCAUCAGGAAGAAUUCUCAGCACGCCUCCCUUGUUCUUGUGAGCCUGCCCGUCCCUCAGAUCGACUGUCCUAGUGCUCUGUACAUGGCCUGGCUCGACACUCUGACCUGUGGCCUGCACUGCCCCGCCGUGCUCAUCAGAGGAAACCAGCAGAAUGUGCUCACCUUCUACUGCCAGUGAUCCAGACUCAAGUGAUCCAGACCCCAGUGAUGCAGAUAAAGUAAACCAGACCCCAGUAAUCGAAAAUCAAGUGACCCAGACUCCAGUGAACCAGGCUCAAGUGAUCCAGACCCCAGUGAACCAGACUCCACUGAUCCAAAUAAAGUCAACCAGACCCCAGUGAUCAAAACUCAAGUGAUUGAGACUCCUGUGAUCCAGACUCAAGUGAACCCGGCUCAAGUGAUCCAGGCUCAAGUGAUACAGAUCCCAGCGACCCAGAAUCAAGUGAUCCAGACCCCAGUGAACCUGGCUUAAGUGAACCAAACCCCAGUGAACUAGGCUCAAGUGAUCCAGAUACAGUGAACCAGACUCCAGUAAACCAGUCUCAAAUGACUCAGAAUCCAGUGAACCAGACUAUAGUAAAACAGAUUCUGGUGAUCUAGACUCCAUCGAUCCAGAUACAGUGAACCAACCUCAAGUGAUCCUGACUCCAGAGAACCUGCCCCAAGAAAUCCAGACUCAAGUAAAUCAGACUAUAGUGAUCCAAACAAUAGAGAAUCAGCCUCAAGUGAUCCAGAAUCAAGUGAUCCAAGCUCAUGUGAUCCAGACUCAAGUGAACCAGACUAUAAUGAUACAGUGAACCAGGCUCCAGUGAACCCAGCUUAAAUGAACUUGACAUAAGCCUAAAUCUCGAGUCUAGCUGGAACCGCUGUAUGAGGAGCUCCACUACAUAGAGUCCAGAGUCAAAAAGUAAAAUAUAUUUUUUUAAUCUGGAAAAAAUUACUAUUGUACUGCUGUAAUGCUAAAUGGUUAGGUUUAGUUUGGGUUAGAUGUUGAUUAUCGAACCACACUCAUGUGAACUCGAUUUAUGUAAUCUAACUAAAUCUAAUUGUGAAUGUCCUGAUACGUAUCACAUUGCAUUAAGAUUAGUAUUAUGAUAUUUAAAGAAAAAGAAAACCUAUUAAGAGAGGUGAAAGACUGCACUAUGAACUGCUGAUUGUGGGAUCUUUAUUUAUUUUUAUUAUUUGUGUUUGGUCUUGUUUUGUGUUGAGUAAUAUUUGUUUUUGCACUUUAUUAGGUUGUUAUAUAUCUCUGUGUCACAUAUGAGACAGAUACAGAAAUAGGAAAUUAUGAGAUACAGAAAUAGGAAAUUCUACAAUGUACAGAAUUUAAAAAGUUCAAAGGAUUAAUUGUUGAAAAUGUUUUGUGUAUAACACUAGAGAACUUGUUAAUACCUGUCAUGACAUGUACUGUAAAUAUUGUAUACAAAUAAAACUGAAUUAUUG
Molecule: messenger RNA, 4399 nt
Organism: Boleophthalmus pectinirostris (great blue-spotted mudskipper)
Lineage: Eukaryota; Metazoa; Chordata; Actinopteri; Gobiiformes; Gobiidae
Gene: slc12a10.1
Product: solute carrier family 12 member 10, tandem duplicate 1
Exons: 28
Coding region: 27-3134 (1035 amino acids)
Biological process (GO): sodium ion transmembrane transport; potassium ion homeostasis; sodium ion homeostasis
Cellular component (GO): membrane
Molecular function (GO): sodium:potassium:chloride symporter activity
Source: RefSeq, a predicted model, not a curated record